This is a messenger RNA of Pyrgilauda ruficollis (rufous-necked snowfinch), 1376 nucleotides long. RefSeq names its product ciliary associated calcium binding coiled-coil 1 (gene CABCOCO1). The record is from RefSeq and is a predicted model, not a curated record. The transcript is spliced from 6 exons. NCBI's taxonomy places the organism in Eukaryota, Metazoa, Chordata, Aves, Passeriformes, Passeridae. Bases 218 to 607 code for a protein of 129 amino acids.
UCAGAAUGAAGACAAAGAUCAGGGUGAUGUAGGUGGAGAAAAGAUUCCUAAUAGGAGAUUUUUUUCUCUUUCCCAAAUAACUGCCUUGUUAGAAGAAGAUCUGGAAGGAGUUGAAAAGAAGCUGGAAGAAUUUCUGAAUCUUACACAACGAAAGACAUCUUUAAAAGAAACUAUUUUACUAGAGUAUUAUGCUGCAGGAUUUUGGUGGGGUAAAGAAAUGAACUUCAGUCUUAUCCAGCUCUCACGAUUCUUGGAUCUAUUAAAUUUCUCCUUGGAGAAUGUCAGCAGCAAACGUAUGACCUUGGGAGAAAAUUUAAAAGAACUUGAAAGAGCAAUGACUGGAAUAGGAGAAACUGAGUCAGAAGAAGGAGGUUACCUGAAUUUAUUCAGCAUUGAGCAAUCCAAAGCAAUCAUUGAUUUCUUGGUUGUCAGCUUAUUUAAACACUAUAAAGCGUAUGAAUACCUCUUCCACGGUCGUAGAGAGGAACGUGUGAUAAGUAAUGAGAAUGAGAUUGAACUUGACCAACCUGCAGUUUCCCCCUCGGCUUCAGCGAUAGAUUCUCAGGCAGACUUAAAUGAAAAGCUGCAAAUGCAGGAAGAAGCUUAGACUUGGAGAACAGAAAAAUUGAAAAUUCCUAAAUAGCCAGAUAAGAAAGGUGAUGCUGGGUUUUGCAGUAAUUGGGCAGUAGGGGAUGGCACAUAGAGAGGCUGGCUCACUACCUGAACCAAAUUAUUUUUGUGUGGAGGAAAAUGGUUCUGUUAACAUUUACCUGGAAGUAUUUCAUCCCAGUUCCUCAAAUUUACGGUGUUCUGACAGUGUUGUUGCUUAGUUUAGACUUAAGUUGGAGAUUAUAAACAGAAGGACACAUAAUUAAAACAUGUUGAAGUUCAGUUUAUUUCUGAAUACAAAUUCUAACUUAAAAAAAAAAAAGCUGCAGUUUCAUUCUCCCAGUUGUGAAAUACUUAACAGUUUCUGCUUUACACCUAUGGUUUUUUUCAGGAAAUGUUGCUACAAGGAAAAUACAUAGAGGGAAAACAUUAUUUUGAGGCACUGUGGAUAUAAUAGGGAGAGAAUUUAAUUAACAUGUAAUUACGCACCUUGCACUGUAGCUAUUCAUUAAUAAUAUGUAUGUUAUUUUGUUUUAAUUUUCUUCCUAAGCUUUAAAAAAAAUUUAAUAGCUUACACUUUCUUUCAACCAUAUUAAAAUUGCAUAACUGAAGAGUUUGCACUUAAGAUUCCAAGAAGAGUUUCUUUAGAUUUCAGUGGAUUUUUUUCUGGAAUGCAUGUAUCCUUUCAUCUGAGAAUGUUUCCAUAUUUUGUCAGACAUUAUAGAAAUGUUUCAUGCUCAAAAGGAAUCCAAUCAAAUAAAUGACCU